Messenger RNA from Anneissia japonica, 6259 nucleotides. RefSeq names its product integrin alpha-6-like. Gene Ontology annotation, molecular function: integrin binding. NCBI's taxonomy places the organism in Eukaryota, Metazoa, Echinodermata, Crinoidea, Comatulida, Comatulidae. Gene Ontology annotation, biological process: integrin-mediated signaling pathway; cell adhesion mediated by integrin; cell-cell adhesion. The coding region runs from base 438 to 3776 and encodes 1112 amino acids. Gene Ontology annotation, cellular component: integrin complex; external side of plasma membrane. The record is from RefSeq and is a predicted model, not a curated record. The transcript has 25 exons.
CUUUACUUUUAUAAUGAACUUGUGUGUAACAACAGUGCUGGACAAACUUCAGAUCAUAAUCGUGCGGCAGAGACACGACGCCGUGCUAAGGUUGUCAGUCACUGAUGCAUAAAUUCUUUCGAACAAGCCGUUGUAGACAAAAAAGCUCUUCGUAUUGUUUAAUUGAAUUAGAGUAUUUGAUUUACUUUCGGAUUUUGUAUUGCUGUUAUUUUAGCCUAUUUAGGAGCGUGUUGUGCACGCAAAUCUAGGCCUGGACUCGACCGUGUAUCGUGAUUUGCUAGGCGCCUCUGCGACCAAAUUACAGGCUGGAUAAACUGUGCGGUUUUGGUGGCAGUGUUAAUUUUGACAGAUAGUCAACACAGAGAUUUGAUAAUAACGGUAACAAUUAUCAACAAAUGAGUUUGCUUGCUAACAAUUGAUUCUUUCGGUCAGUCAUCAUGGGACAUCUCAGUGCAAUAUUUAGGACUAUUUAUAUUUGUACAAGUUUUUGCUUUUGUACGUGGGCAGACGGUCCAUCAGCGAAUCGAUUAGAACUUUUGGAGGUUCGAUUACCUAUGGUGAAGGUUGGUCCUGCUGAUAGUUUUUUUGGUUUUUCAGUAGCAGAACAUCGUGUUAUAUUUAAUGAAGGCGAUCAACCCGUAGGCGCUACUGAAAAUGUGCUUCUUGUUGGUGCACCUAUAUAUGACAGUAUGAAAGCUAGCGAUGUCCAGCGGCCUGGCGAAGUGUUUCGUUGUCCAAUCUCGACCAACUACAGCGACUGUGAACCGAUGGAGAUUGAUAUUACAGGUAAUAGUCCCAUGGAGAAUAAAACCGACCAGUGGCUAGGGGUGACAGUUCGAAGCCAGGGCCCCGGAGGAUACGUUGUGACCUGUGCUCAUCGGUAUCGUAUUCUACAACCAGACAAUAAAAUGUGGGGCUUAGGCAAGUGUUACCUCAUACGCCAGAAUGUGUAUGACCUGAGCAUUGUCAGGAAGGGUAGACAAGAUGCCUGGGUGUUCUGUGACACGCUUUCUAUGACCCAGGAUAACUAUGGAUAUUGCCAAGCAGGGACUGGUCUGGCUCUAACCAAAAUAAAAGAAAGCUCAGAUUUGUUAAACCAGUAUAAAUACCUGGCAGCUGGAUUGCCGGGUGUUGAUCAGUUUCGAGGAGGUGUGGUAGUGGUAGAUAUCAGUGAAAGUAUCUUCGCAUAUAACAGUUUAACUUUCAACCCACAAACACAAGCUGGUGUAUUUCAACAAAGCUAUGCAGGUUUAUCUAUGUCAAUAGGUAAAUUUAGGAAAACUCCACCAGGUAAAGAUCCUAAUUUUUUUGUCGCUGGCGCACCUAGAAAUGGAACAAAAGGUGCGGUGACGAUAUUUCACUUAGUUGACACAGUGUUAGCUGUCUACCAGGUGCUUAGUGGGGAAACUUUAACAGAAUCAUUUGGUUAUGAAACCUGUCCUGUCGACCUGAAUGGAGAUGGACUUGAUGAUCUAGUCGUUGGUGCACCACUGUAUUACAACCGCAAGGAACGGAUCGGUGGAAGAAUCUAUGUUUACCUAAACGUUGAAGGUUAUUUAGGAGGCACAAGCCGCCAGUACAGUGAGGCAAUUAAUGGACCAUUAGAUUCCAUGUAUGGGAUCUCCAUGGCAAACCUUGGUGAUCUCAACUAUGAUACAUUCCAAGACAUUGCUGUCGGUGCACCAUAUGAAAACGGUGAGGGUGCUGUUUACAUCUACAUGGGAAACGCGGAUGGUAUCCUUGGUAGUCCAGUACAGAAGAUCACACCCCACAGUUUGAACCCUGACCUGAAAGGAGCGCCAUUUCCAAACAACACAUUUGGCUAUUCUCUGUCCGGAGGAAUAGACAUGGACAAUAAUUCAUUCCCAGAUUUAUUGAUAGGUGCUUUUGAAUCAAGUGAAGUAGUCUUGUUAAGAACCAGGCCUGUGAUUUUGAUUAAGCAUGAGCUAAAUCUUGUGCCAGAUAUUCUGGUAAGAGAGGAUAACACAUGUCCUUCCCUCGGCUUAGACAGAUUGUGUUUUACAGUGGAAGUGAGGAUCUGGUACGAAUGUGGCGGUGUUUAUGAUGAGCCUGUCGAUGUAAGAUUCAGUUUACAGGCGGAGAAAACCAGACUUGAUCUUGGUCUUAGCUCAAGAGUGUCGUUCUACAAAAAGAACGGCGAGGAGAACGGCAGUUCGUUAACAAAAUCCGUCCGUCUUCAGCGGCAAAACGCCACCGUCAAUAGGUCAUUUAUACUUGUGUUCAAGGAUAAUUUAAUUGAUAUUCUGAGACCAGUGCCAGUUGAAAUUAAUAUCUGGCUACCAGAAUCAGAACCGGUUAUGCCAGAAGUUGGUCAGCCUGUUCCGUCGCUUGCAGCUUUUCCCAUUAUGGAUCUAAAUACAGUCACUUACACUAUGAAGAAGGCUGAUUUCAAGAAAGAUUGUACCAAGGAUGAUGGGAUAUGUACAGCAAACCUACAAGUGAAUGCAACAUUGGAUCUACCAAGGGGGUAUGAUGGUGUUACUGUGUUUAGAGUUGGUGAGAAUUUCAAGAUAAAUCUAAACCUACAGAUUAAGAACACCCUGGAAGAUGCCUAUGAAGCGAUGGUGAAGAUUGAUUUCACGCCUGUUUUGGAAUUUGAUGGUGAUUCACAAGGUAUAUGUAUAUCAACAGGCACGGAGAAAGGUUCAAUAACCUGUGACCUUGGUAACCCCUUUGGUUAUGGUGAGAUAUCGAGGAAGAUUGGUUUCCUUGGCAACCAAGUUGUACCAGACCAAGGUUACUUGGUAUUUAAUGUGUCUGCUGUAACUACAAGCAACGAGACAAUGCCAGCAGAUAACUUCCAGUCACUAGUUGCACGAGUUGAAAGUUUAACAAAUCUAGUCAUCUCAGCAAAUACCAACCUGCCACAGUACCAAGUUGGUGGCCAAGUCAUUGGAGAAAGUGCAAUUAAAGAUGUGUCGAUGAUAGGAACAUUUGUACAACACAACUGGACCAUUUUCAAUGAAGGUCCAGGAGUAGUUCAACAAGUUCAGGUUAACAUUAGCUUUCCGUACGAAGCCAGGAAUGGCAAAUGGCUCCUGUAUCUAACCAACCAGCCAAUAAUUACUGGGAUGGCAAAUGGAACAUGUCUGCUGCCCCUACACAGUGUAGAUGAACUUAAUCUGACAAGGAAAGCACUUCCAGAUACAUCACUAGAAGAUCAAACUGUGGAUGAUUUUCAGCCUUUAGUUGAAAGACGAAGAAAGCGAGAUGUGGUCCAGGAAGGUCCAGUCAGCUUACAGCAAUCAUCUACUAAAAAAGUAACCUUGGAAUGUGGGUCAGCGGAUGCAACUGCAAAGUGUUUCACUAUAACUUGCUACAUAGGACCUCUCAAGGGAGAUAGCGAAACUAAGAUUAUUCUGAACUCAAGAUUAUGGAAUAGUACAUUUAUAGAGGAUUACAAAAACGUUGAGACUGUCUUUAUACAAUACAGCGGGGGUGUUUCCAUUAGCAAUGGAACAUACAUUACACAGCGCAGUGAAACCGACGAUGGAUACACAUUAAAAAUGGAGGUUAAGCGAGACUUUGAUGAAGUGAUACGCAGCAAAUCUAUAGCAUGGUGGAUAAUUCUUUGUGCUGUACUAGGGGGUGUACUGCUCCUUAUUAUAAUUAUAUUACUACUAUGGAAGUGUGGUUUCUUCGAACGCAAAACUAUGAAUUACAAGUAUGCAUCAGUAGAACAGAAACCGUCCGGUAAAAAUGGAAAAACUGAAAAAACUUACUUGCAAAACAAUGAAUUCUACGCACCGUCAUGAACCAGCAUAAGAUCAUUAAUUCACAGGGACAGUUUGUACCAAAUUAUGAAAUGCAGUGAAAUGAUAAUUUAGCUUUACAAAAGAACUUUGACGACAAAAAGGCAGAUGAUUUUACAUCAUGUUUGGUGGUAUGACGUGUAAAAUUGUUGCGAGCUACCGCAAAGAUAGUUGUAUGUGUUGUAUACUUGUGUGAAGAAAAGUUAUGUGUCCUGCAAAUGAAUUGUUACUGGUGUCGCAUACUUUCAUGAUGCAAUAUGUUACGUGUAACUCGUAGAGAUGAUGCAAAAUGUAAAUUAUAACACAUCCAGUUGAUGUUGUCACAUAAUUUGAUGACGUUGCUUGUCAUCCAAGGAAACUGUACUGUCAUUCAUAAGACAUAAUACCUUGGUGAUGCAACAUGUUACGUGUCACACACCGGGAAGAUGCAACAAAAGCAUCUCAGGUUUAGUUGUAGAUAUGUGUAUGUUAACAUACUUUGAUGUGCAACAAGAAAGGUGUUACAGACUGAGAUGAUCUGUGGAGCUAUCGUGCUGAUCUACUUCCAAUGCGUGAUGUAAUGUUGCAGCAACACGCAUAUCUAUUGCACUUUGACGUAAAAUCAAAGUUUCGUUCCAAAGAUAAUCAGAAAGCUGCAAACAAACUCAUUUUCAUUGAGAAUUUGUAAUCAAAGGUGUUUUAAUGCUUCUGAGGUCUAUAUAUUUCUAUAUAAAGCUGAGAGUUUGUCGGAUAGGACUGAUAGUUAUCUAACAAAAUUUUGAUUUCCAUAUUGGAUUUUGUACAGCAGCGUAGAACCAAAUAUCGGUUAGAAUGAGUAUAGAUGUCCAAAUGCUGUUUUAUAUGUAUAGUAUUUAAAUCAUAGAUUGCCAAUUAUGAAGACAAAUGCCAAAAAUCUCUUAUAUUUCUCUGCUUCAUUGAUUAGAUUAUAGCAGGAAAAGUAUUGUACAUUUAUUGGUAUGUUUUAAAAAAACUAUUAAUUUUAUUCAUUACUGUAAAAUAUAAUUCAGAUCAUUUUUUUUAAAGAUCCUAAAUUGUAUACAAAUUUAAUUGCUCAUAUAUUUAUUAUAUUGAUAGGAAUAUUUCUAUCCCUCGUUAAACUUGUCGGAAAUAAAAUGAUUCAAAUAUGUACAUCAUGUACACACCUGUAUCCAAAAUCCAUCCAAUCAGCCUAUUUGGCUCAACUGCAAUGCAUUAUGGGAAGCAUGUGUUCUUGCAUACAUUCACAUUUUACUACACCUGGUCCUAAUAAUGCAGCCAAUCAAUUAUGCAUUAUGUGUGUGCAAUAGCUACCAACUUGGAACCAUUGGAUGGAUUCUUGUAUCAACUGGUGUUCAUUGUUGAUGUGUGCAUGGAUGUGUGCGUUAAUGUUUAUUAUAUAUUUGGCUGAGUUUGUAUUUCAAAUUAUGUUCAUUAUGCAAAUAGGCAAAUUUGUGUAGUUUCCUUAUUUGCUAAAGAAUAUUUGUAAAGUAGAGCUCCCACCUUGAUAUAUUUAUAUAUAUUGUCAUUUUUUAAUAUUUGUAGAUUUUUAUUCAAUUUUAUAUUUUAAUUUAUUUGAUCGUUUUAUAUUUAUGAACUAGGGUAUUGUUAUCAUCAAUAUUAUUAUUGAUAUUAUCAUCAUCAUUGUUAUUAACAGCAUGAAUGUUAAAAUUCAAUUCUUAAAAGGGUACAUAUUAUUGUAGUUGUGAUUGUUAUUGUUAUUAUUAUUUUUAUUAUUAUUAUUAUUAUUAUUAUUAUUAUUAUUAUUAUUAUUUUAUUAUUAUUUUUACUACUAUUAUAUUAAUAAUUGAACACAGCUAAUCUGUUAACAUAUAAGUUGUGUAUAUUUCUAUUUGUGGACCAUUAUUUUAUAUAUAUUGCCUUUCAAAACACUGAAAUUCAUUCCUUGAUUUUGUUAUUAAUAUAGAUGCUUAAUUUGAAUUAUUUAACUUCUAUGUUUGAAUAUUUAAAAUAAGUAUUCACAAAUUGGGAAGUGUAUUGUCUAUGUUCACAGUCUAAAAUUAGUAUACUUAUUAACAUCAAGUAAUUCAUGUUUUAUUUCAUUGCAUUUAUCAACAAAAUAUAUAUGGACAUACAUUCCAAAGAAGUUAACAUCAACAUUAACUUUUUAUCAAUUGUUUAUUGUCUUUAGGUUUACAAACAGACAACACUAAAUCCCUGUACUUGCAUCCCACAUACAGACUCAAACACUUAAACCUUAACUUCAAACACAACCUACAUAAGGUGCUAUAGACAUCAACCAUAACUGCAAAAUACACUACACUAUCAUUAACAUUGUUUGAGUGCUCUUAUUUUCAGAUAAUUAGCUUCCUUCUGAGCUGGAAGAAUCGCUACGUCUUUCUUCAAGUUCUAUAUUUCGCCAUAAAUGUCAGGCCCCCUCCCACCCUGAAUGCGCCACUUGGCAUAUUACCUAUGUAAUUGACAAAGGAAACAGGUUUUUAUAUAGAACAAAACAAAUUUUCUAAAAGUAUAAUAAAACAAGAAAAUAA